Astyanax mexicanus (Mexican tetra) is the source of this 5343-nucleotide messenger RNA. Its product is annotated as mucin-2. The record is from RefSeq and is a predicted model, not a curated record. NCBI's taxonomy places the organism in Eukaryota, Metazoa, Chordata, Actinopteri, Characiformes, Acestrorhamphidae. The transcript is spliced from 10 exons. The coding region runs from base 285 to 4139 and encodes 1284 amino acids.
ACACACACACACACGUGCGUCUCAUUUGGCAGACUGGGGUUCGGCGGUGUGUCCGUGGCUGUUUCAGAGACUCAGAGACAGUCAUCACUCUUUCUCUUCCUCUCCGUCUCAUUUUCUCUCCCUCUCUUCUCCUCUCAUCUCUCUCUUUCUCUCUCUGUCCCUGUGUAAAGCGGUGUUGUUAACUCAGUGCGGCUGUAAUGAGCCGCUUCCAGCAGUCUACUGAAGCUCAUUAAUGGACCUGACUCGGCGGAGCUGCUCCUCAGGGGAAUGUUUCAUGCAACAAAAUGCGUCUUCUGCUCUGUCAUCUUCUGUUCUUCUUCACUACAGGAUGGAACACGUCAGUGGACGGUCAUGAUCCAGCUCAGGUUCCUUACACGCACUCCGACAGUGACCCUGUAUCUCCUUCGCCGGACACUCUGAACAGGGUGACCCAUUCACCAGACAUUCUUGGGUUCGGCAGCGGGUCCCCAACUGUGCUUGCCCUCGGAGGUGUGAGUGUACAACAGGGUGUAGGCGUGUCUGCGUCGGACGAUAAGAGCAGACCCCCUAUCCCACAGGAAAGCGCUCACAAUGGACAGGAAAAGGCUGGAGCUGCAAUCUCUGACCUUGCGCACACCGUCACACACUCUCCCGCUGAUACACUCGCUCGCACACAGUCCACUCUCUCUUACACACAUGCGGAGACACACACAGUUACGCAAACUGCCCCUCCUUCGCUUCGCACGAGUGCUGAAGCAAAAUCGCGACAACUCUUAGCACACACACUGGCUGGGCAUGAUGAUGAUGAUGUUGCCAUGGCAACAAGCGCACAUUUGAAUAGAGAGACUGACAAUGCACAUACAGUCGCGCAGACACAAUCGCUCACAAAGAGAACUCCGCCUACCGAGUCCAACAAACAAACAGGUACAGAAAUAUACUCCGGGCUACACAAUAGCACGAGGGGCAGUCUAUUGAAUUCAACCGUUUCAGUGGCGAGCUCUCACACAGUCGGUCUCACAGCAGACCCGCUCACAAAAACCAACUCUACAAGCCUACGGGAAGAGUCUAACGUGCCGGACUCCUACAGUGUCACCAACAGUGACAUGUCUGUGACAUCGUCAGUUGAUGAGGGUCUGUCGGUGGUGACCGUGAAUUGCCAAAAUCACCCGCCUAAUGUAACUGCUGUUGCAAGUAUACCUUACAAAAGAACACCAGCAACAGAAAUGGACCAAACCAGUCAGUCUUUAAGGUUGGCUCAACCUAACCAGGAGUCGCCUCUUGACCGAACACAAGGCACAGAAAUGGACCAAACCAGUCUGUCUCUGGGCUCAGCUAACCCUAACCAGGAUGCACCUCACAACAGCACACUAGCAACAGAAAUGGACCAAACCAGUCAGUCUCUGGCAUCAACUAAAUCUAACCAGGAGACAUUUUUUGGCAGAACGCUAGGCACAGAAACCAACCAAACCAGUCAUUCCCUAGGGUCAACAAACAGUAACCAGGACACACUUCAGAACAGCACACUAGCAACAGAUACAGAUCAAACCAGUCCAUUUCUGAGGUUGGCUCAACCUUACCAAGAGAUGCCUAUAGACAGAACACCAGGCACAGAAACCGACCAAACCAGUCGAUCUAUGAGGUCAGCUAACCCUAACCAGGAUGCACCUUAUAACAGCACACUAGCGACAGAUAUGGACCAAACCAGGCAGUCUCUGACAUCAGAUCACCCUAACCGAGAUGAUCCUGAACAAACCCAAACAUCAGUUUUGAAUCGUUCGUCAACUCUUGCUGUUAAUACUCAUAAUCCAACAAUUUCUGAUUCGCCCAGCCACUCUGAAGAUCCAGUUUCUGAAAGUCCAUUUCUAAUGACACUCACAACAAGUAGAGAAGAGACACCACCAUCAGCAGAGCAACCCUCAUUUGAGACAUUUCCUCCAAACCCACACGUGGAAUACACCUCACAACCUGCCACUAAUGUACCCUCGCCGGAUUUUACCACCACACAUAUUGAGCGCACUACAGCAGCUAAAGAUAGUUCCACAUUUCUGCCUAGCACUAUUAACCAAUCCAAACCAAACACUGACCCUUCCAGUGCCUUCACAACAACCAUGCCGGCAACACCCUCAGAUUUGCUUCGGUUAAGUCCUGUUACCUCAGUUGAGCGACUAACUGAGAAAACCACAACUUUUAACCCUACUUUGACUUUACCUUCAUCAAAUACAGUAAGGAAAGAUGGCGAGAGGGAGAUGAGUUCCACUUCAUUUGAAUCUAAAUCUAUCUCUCCAUCUGACACAAUCACCCAUCAUUCAACCCAUCAGGUUCAUCCUACGGUGACUUCUCCUCGUACAGUGCAAGCACCAUUCACUACAGAGGAGUAUCUGUACAACACAAGUGAAAAUGAACAUGAACAGUUCGUCACACCCAAACACCAAACAACCUCGCCUCACAUAUUUAGUCCUCAUAUCUCUACAACUGCACACAGCGCAGGAACCACCACUGCUGUCCCUCAGUACACUACUUCCCUUCAGACCGACCACAGCACUAAUGACAUUAGCCAUGCUAACUCCUCUCAGAGUGGCAUUUCAUUAGGUCCCAUGAUACCUGUUAGCAUUUCUCCACCUAUUAGCACUGAAACUGGAUCAACAGAGCCAGGUAAUGCCCAGACUGAAAGUCAUGAUCCUCUGACCCCUACAAAUCAUAGUCCUGUAAUGAGCACAGCUAAUGGAGAAGCUGUUAGCACUAGCAUACCUUCACGCUGGGGCACAACUGCGUGGACAACAACUGUGUGGACAAGAAUAACACCAUCAACCCCUACACCAUCCUCAAACCAGCUCACUACAAGCAGAAAAACAGUUCCUCCAGCACUUUUUACAACAGAACCUCCCAGUACUUACACCUUAACAACACAAAUGAACACAAACUCAUCCAAACCGACUGGAUUAAACACCGCUUCAACAGUGAACAAUUCAACACCCUGGCUCCGCCCCUUCAUUCUCAAAACUGACAAAGAUUGGUCACACAAGGCGCGGGUCUUCGUUGUUGAGGACCAACCAGCUAUUAUCAAAGUGGAAAUGUUUCAAGUGCUGCUACAGGUGGUGCUGGAAGGAAACCCUCACUCAUAUGUGGGACUGGAGGAGGUGGAGCGAUAUCUGCACAGAGUUGCAGGUUACCAAAGUCAGCAAGUCACAUGGCACAGUGGCCCAGUGCUUCAGACCGUGGUCAGUUUCCGCACGAUGGAUGCUCUCUCCUGGCUGGGGAGGGCGGAGUCUCUUUUGCAGGAGGCCAGGCUAAGUCCACUUCCUGGAGAGGGGAUAUAUGUCGGUGGAGCCAGGGUGAAAAACAUCACCGUAGGAGGCUUGCACACUGAUGUCUGCUCAUGGCUGUUUACCUGCCCGUCUGGAUUCCAGUGUGUGUCUUCAGAGGGCAAUGCCAGCUGCAGUUCAGUUUGCCACUCGGAGUACUGCAAACACCAGGGCAUCUGUGUCCACCGGUCUGGGCAACAACCCCUCUGCCAGUGUCCUGUGGGGGAGGAUUUCUGGUUUAUGGGGCAGCGAUGUGACCUGCGUAUGACCCGGCAGCGGCUGGUUGGCGUGUGCUUUGCUGUGCUGCUUGCUGUGGCUCUGUUGAUGGCUGUUCUGUGUUAUCUGGUCGUGCGGCGCUUUAAGACCAUGCUGGUUCAGGCCAAAGUGGACCAAACACGCAGCAGUUAUCGCAGGUUUAACCACUUUGACGAGCUGUCGGCUCGUUUUUGGGGAAGGUCCUGGCCAGGCUCGGAGGACUCGCUGGAUAACCCUGCCUUCACCCGCUCUGAUGAAAUCCUGCACAUGAGGGCACUGGACCACACCUGCUGUUACCAUGACGACACCAUGUCCAUCACCUCCACCUACCAGGGCAGUGUCUCGCACCUGAAUACUGUAUAUCCUCACAGUUCUCAUUAUCGAUGGGAUCUCAGCAACUACAGUCUUGCAGAUGGUGUGGUUGAUUCAGGAAAGGCCAGUGACCUGUCUGUAUGUAGCUGGCCAAUCGAACCAAUACAGUGGACACCUUUCCCUUUAUUACAGCAACUCUCUAAAAACACAGCCUCAGUUAAAGCCUCGCGUCCUCGCUCGUACUGUGAAGGCAUGGAGCUGGUGGAGCUAGAGAAAAGCUGGACAGCGUAGGAGGACUAAGGAGCAAGAUGCGUCUCUGAUGAGACUGAGCCAAAAGACUCGGUUACAGGAUACUUGAAGUUUUUUGAUGGAGAGCUAGACGGACAAGCUAAGCCUCGCAGUUUGUUCUCUUCCUUGAUUAAUCAGACUGGAUGAACUGUAUUCAUCUGCGAGACUGUGUUUAUUAAACGUUUCUGCUGAUGUGAGAAUACCCUCACUUGCUGUUGAAGGACAUAUCAGAACUGGACAGCCGUGAAUUCUCGUUCAUUUUCAGUGGGUUUGCUUAGAAUUCCUGUCAAAGAUAUUUUUCAGUUGUUCAGCUGUUUUUUUUGUAAUUUUAUAUAGAAUUUAAAGAAAAACAAUGAAGUAUUAUCUUCUAAAUAAUAUUGUAAAUCACUCACCAAAUGUGUUUAUACUUAAUAUUUAAAGUAUUUUGGGAUGAUAAAUAUGAAAUAUGGGUUUAAUAUGGGUGUAACUGGUUGACAAUCUGAGCUGGUCUACAACCUGACCAAACUAUAAAUGACCAGCAUGACCAAAAACUUGACCAUGUUGCUUUAGCAUCAUGCUCAGCAUUAGCAAACCAGACUGACCAGCAAGUCAAACGACAUACUGAGGAGCGGUGUGUUUGUUUUUAUUUAUUUUUUCCUUUCUUCUUGGGUUUACCUGCUUUGAGAUCAACUGUUCUGCAAUUGGGUUCAACAACCCUCUGGGCUGGAGAGCUACAAGUCUGUAGCACUCCAUCCCAUUACAUUUCCUUCUCCCGUCACAUAAUGACUUGGAAAAUAUCUGGCCAGUCAGACCAGUCACCAGCAAAAGCUGAUCAUGCGAUGGAUUUUGGAACACUUUCCAAAUCCAGCCAUUAGCUUAAACUCCCCGGUCAAAUGGAGGCACCUUUUCUGGGCACAUGUAGCACCAAACACAUGUUUCUGUUUCAUUGGGCAGCUGUACAUGCUUGAAGGAGAACAAUAACGCCCAGUUUAUUUUUUUAUCACCUAUUUCAUCAACAGAUUCCUGCACUAGCUAACAUCUUGCUGAGUGAUUGGGCAGAGGGAGAUUACUGGGUAUCAAUCCUGCUAUUUCCUGAAAGAUCACCAUUUUUUAAAUAAGGGGCAUUCUGCACAUUUCGAUUAGAACCUCAUUCUCUUGAAACUGUUGAAGAGUAAUGUAAGUGCCUGGGGAUGCACAAAAAAUGACUAAUAAACUGUUGUUGUAUUUA